Messenger RNA from Meriones unguiculatus (Mongolian gerbil), 4394 nucleotides. It is a transcript of the gene Ss18l1, whose product is annotated as SS18L1 subunit of BAF chromatin remodeling complex. Gene Ontology annotation, molecular function: transcription coactivator activity. Gene Ontology annotation, cellular component: nucleus. Lineage: Eukaryota; Metazoa; Chordata; Mammalia; Rodentia; Muridae. Gene Ontology annotation, biological process: positive regulation of dendrite morphogenesis; positive regulation of transcription by RNA polymerase II. Bases 313 to 1521 code for a protein of 402 amino acids. The record is from RefSeq and is a predicted model, not a curated record. The transcript is spliced from 11 exons.
GGCGGGGCGGGGCGAGACGGGCGGAACCACCGAAGCCCAGCACAGGGGGCAGCGUAGCAACGGUGGGCUGGACGCAGAGGGCCGGCCGGGCGCAGGGGACCUCCGCGCAGGAUCCGGUCCCGGGAGUCAGUGGCGUAAGGCGCUGGGACACGGGGGACUCGGACGCGCAUUGGCGGCAGGCAGGCGGGCGAGCCCACGGCACGGCGCCCCCCGCGCCCCCGCCCCCGCGCUGCGGAGAAUGGGCACCUCGGGCCGCGGAGCGCAGCCGGAGAAUAAACCCCAAUGAUCACGGGCUGAGUUCGCGCCGCCACCAUGUCCGUGGCCUUCGCGUCGGCCCGGCCGAGAGGCAAAGGGGAGGUCACUCAGCAGACCAUCCAGAAGAUGCUGGACGAGAACCACCACCUGAUUCAGUGCAUCCUGGACUACCAGAGCAAAGGCAAGACAGCCGAGUGCACCCAGUACCAGCAGAUCCUGCACCGGAACCUGGUCUACCUGGCCACCAUAGCUGACUCCAACCAGAACAUGCAGUCACUGCUUCCUGCGCCACCAACACAGAACAUGAACCUGGGCCCCGGAGCACUGAGUCAGAGCAGUUCCAGCCAGGGCCUGCACCCCCAGGGCAGCCUCAGUGAUACCAUCAGCACAGGCCUGCCCCCUGCUUCCCUCAUGCAGGGCCAGAUUGGUAAUGGUCCAAACCACGUGUCCAUGCAGCAGACGGCCCAGAGCACACUGCCCACAACCUCCAUGAGCAUGUCAGGAAGUAGCCAUGGUACUGGACCUGGCUACAGCCACUCAGGACCCACCUCGCAGAGUGUCCCCAUGCAAGGCCAAGGUGCCAUCAGCAACUAUGUGUCUCGAACCAACAUCAACAUGCAGUCCAACCCAGUCUCCAUGAUGCACCAGCAGGCAGCCACGUCCCACUACAACUCAGCACAGGGAGGGAGCCAGCAUUACCAGGGCCAGGCGCCCAUUGCCAUGAUGGGCCAGGGUGGCCAAGGGAGCAGCAUGAUGGGACAGCGGCCUAUGGCACCCUACCGACCAUCCCAGCAAGGCUCUUCCCAGCAGUACCUGGGCCAGGAGGAGUACUACAGUGAACAGUACAGCCACAGCCAGGGCGCCGCAGAGCCCAUGAGUCAACAGUACUACCCAGACGGCCAUGGUGACUAUGCCUAUCAGCAGUCAUCUUACACGGAGCAGAGCUAUGACCGCUCAUUUGAGGACUCCACACAGCACUACUAUGAGGGGGGAAACCCCCAGUACAGUCAGCAGCAGGCGGGGUACCAGCAGGGCACAGCACAGCAGCAGAGCUACUCCCAGCAACAGUACCCCAACCAGCAGAGCUAUGCGGGCCAGCAGCAAGGCUAUGGCCCUGCCCAGGGAGCCCCCUCACAGUACUCAAGCUACCAGCAAGGACAAGGCCAACAGUAUGGAAGCUACAGAGCAUCGCAGACAGGACCUUCUGCCCAGCAGCAGAGGCCUUAUGGCUAUGAGCAGGGUCAAUAUGGAAAUUACCAGCAAUAAAGGACAAGCCUUGUCUUUGGACCCUUCACAGUAGUAUGUUCUGGACAAGCCGCUGACAGUUCUGAUGAGUCGUGACGUGUUGGUUGCCCUCUGCCCAAUGCCAUGUCUGCAUGUGAAGCGGGCUCAUUUCAUGCUGGGUAUGAUGCCAGAUGUGCACCACUGGCUGCAAUGGUGUGACAUAUUUGGUGCUGUGUAAAGUAUUGUAUAUCGAUACAAUGGAGAGGCUGUCCUGUUUUUGUCCCUCACCCCCUCCUUGAUGUUAUUAGUAGCUUUGGGGGUCUUAACUGUCAUCACAUGUUUUGUGCCCAGUGAUGAGACAAUAUCUAAAAGACACCGUGGUCCAUGUUACCAUGAAGAGACCCAGUCUGCCCCCUCUCACACCAUUGUUGCAAAGUGGACUGUAAAUGUUUCUUUAACUGGCUGCCCAUAGCUUGACACACAUACAUACAACCGUGGGUGGCCAUCUCUUCUGUGCCUAGAUAGGGCUUGGGGACACCUUGUGUGUCUUGGGCCAGUUUGUUGUCACCGUAACAAGGAAAAUGUGCUUCAUGUGAAGAGACCAUGAGCUGUUCUUUCCAGAACUCACCCAUUGCCUGUGUCUCUCUAGUUCCCAUGAUCCCAAAAAGUAUAUGUGUUUGUAUUAGAAAACAAAGAGGGAUCGGUGACUGUGUUCCAAAUACAUGUGUUCAUGAGGGCAGUGUGUGGGUAGCCCAGGGAGGACAGUGUUCUGAAGAGCAAGGCUCACUGUCCACCAGCUGCUUCAUAUACAGAGUGUCCUUGGCCCUUGUUUAUUUGAUGUCAUUUCUAGGAUUUGAGUAUGCCCAAUCCUAAAUGUAAAAAGAAUUUACAGUACUGAUGCUGAAUUUUACAAGCCUUUGGCAAGUGUUCAUAGUACUUUUUCAGGACCUCUGAGUUCAGAUUGCCAAGCAAGUGUUCCUUUGUGUUGAGGGAAAUCUGAAAUCCACACCAUAUUUUUUUAAUGAAUCCAAUUAUGUUCUUUUAAAUGAAAAGUACAAGUUUUAUAUAGUAAAAUUUGAGUGAUUUUUUUUUUUGUUUUUUUGUUUUUUACAUCCCUAGGAUGUUCAAUCUGAUUUAAUUCUGUGCAACCAUGAGAGACAGCCUUUUUGAAAAGGUACAAUCAAAGGUACGAUCGUGCCACCCACAUAUAAUGUAGCAUGGACAUCUGUCAGCCUUUGUUUGGAUAAUAAUAAUGUUACUAUGAAAAGGGAAAAAAAAACCUUCAAGAUAAGUGCUAAAAACAAACAAGAAAAAAAAAAUUCCAAGGAACCAGGGCUUGCUGCAUCAGGCCUAUCCACCAUGAUGCUUUUGUUGUGUUUUGUAUGUAGCCCAGACUGGCCUCAAACACACUACAUGGCUGAGGCUGAGCUGAAGUUUAUGGUCCUCCUGCCUCCACCUCCCUUCCAAGCACAGAGACUACAGGCAUGCACCACCACACCUGACUCUGCUGUUUUCAUUUGAAACAUAAAGCUUACCUAUAGCUCAGAGGGUAAGGAUUUACAAGGCACUUGUGGGUUUUGCCUGAAUUAAUCUUGACAGCCUUGCUGGAAAAUAGAGCACAAGGUCUCUUUCACUUACAGAAGAAUCAAGGGCCAGACGUGAGGACCUGUCUGUGUUGGCUACAGUCUUUUUCUAGGGCACCCACCCCUCUUCCACAGGACUGAUAUCAGCAAGCCUGGGCAUGUGUGUUUGUGGGCAUAGAGUUCAGGAAAUUUAACACUGGCAAAGGCUGACGAUCUGACGGUAUUAACUUCACAGAAACAAGUUUCUGAUCGCUAAGUGACAGAAGUAUUAGCAACUUCAUUUUAGGGAGUCAUCUCUUUUGCUCCUUUGUUCUCUGGCAAUUUUUAUAGAACAAGUCUACAAGCCCAAUUGGGGGCUAAAAUUUCCCAUUGAAAAAUGUCAAGAAACAUUUUAACUAACUGUGAAAAUGGUUUUUAUUCCUUGCCAAUCUGGGAAUAUGCCUUUUAUGUAUGCGUGAAUGUGUGUGUAGGUAUGUGUGUAUGUUUGCGUGUAUGUGUGUGUAUGUCUAUAUGUUAAGUGCUGUAUUAGUGUGUGUAUAUGUGUAUGUUAAGUACUGUACUAGUCUGUGUGUGAAGUGCUGUAUUAAUACUUUUUGAAAAAGAACACUUAAAAAUGUGUCACCCCAAAACUUCAAUCUGAAAUGUCUUACAUUAAGAAUUUCUUGAAUGUUGUGUAUAUAUUUUUAAAAGCACUUUGUGAAAUAGUUUGUACAUUUAUUUCCUAAUUUAUACAUGAUUUUUGUGUUAAUAUAUUUAAUGAUUAAUAAUAAUGUUUAUUUAAUGUUUUGUUCACUUUUAUGUAAUUUUGUGGGGAAAAGUGAUGCCAGCAGUUCUUUUUCAUUGACUGUAUUAUAGCUUUUCUUCUGUAACAUGAAUGUUUGGAAAGUCCUAGGCCGAAAUGAACCCUUUGUGCAGGUGUGGUUUACUGUGUUUUGUUUUUUUAUGACUCCUACUGAAGGACAGAAAAGAUGAAAAGGGAGAUUGGGAAAUCGCUGCUCAUUCUUCCUCCUGUUUCCCAACAUCUGUUCAACACUCAGUGCGCUUGACCGGUGAUGACUGAGGUUUUCAGAUGUGCUGACAAGUACCUGCUGCUUGGCGGAAGCUGCGCAUGUCAGGGGCUGUGGUUGGAUGGACAAAUCUCCAGACUUAGCAUAGCACAGUGGGAGAUGUCUUCAGAGGCACUGGGCAGACAAGGGCUUGGACCAGGAAGGAAGUGUCUUCCUUUCCUGUAGUACCAGUUUUCAGGCGUGGGCUUCAGAAAGGAGCAUCCAUUCAAACUUGUAAAAAGAGGAAGACUUUCCAUUUUCAUUAAAACAUUUUUUAAGCCGUUCA